AUGAGAUUUGCACAGUUUCUGUUGAUCUUUGAGACUUUUGUAUCGACUUUGGUUCAAGAUCCGUAUUUGACCUCUCAAGCUGGGGGUAAUUUGAAAGCUUUCAAGGUCAUGACUUAUCUCGCCGGUCCUGCCGUGGUAAUUAUCUAUUUGAAACACUUUGACUGCCAUUUAGCUAACCCAUUAUCUUGCGGUUGGGCUUGUGGUAUUGAGGAAAAUUUCGCUCUUCCCGAUAUGAGGUCCACAUCUACGUCCAGUAGAGAGUUAUGA
Botrytis deweyae is the source of this 267-nucleotide messenger RNA. RefSeq lists its product as uncharacterized. Bases 1 to 267 code for a protein of 88 amino acids. The record is from RefSeq and is a predicted model, not a curated record. Lineage: Eukaryota; Fungi; Ascomycota; Leotiomycetes; Helotiales; Sclerotiniaceae. The transcript has a single exon.